CUGUAUCAUACACCUGCGCUUGAAAUAAUUAUCACCAAAGUUAGUUAUCACCAAAUUCAGUUACGGCAGUCUUUUCGAUCUUUAAUUUCUUGCAAAAGUCACAACUCACAUAUCGCACUUCCAUUUCUUCAUUCGUCGUCUCCAGCUUCACUGUGUGCGAUUUAGUCGCAACAAUGCCGCCACUCUCCCGCCGCCUCUCCGCCGCGAUUAGGACCGCAAAGGCCGCCGUGAAAUCCUAUUUCUGCCGCUGCAUUGACUUCAGGACCUUGACCGACUUCAUGACUACUCCCACAUAUCUCUUCUUUCACUCACACCUCACGAAGGUUUACGCAACACUAGUGCUUGCCUGUGUAUGCACAAUUUUGGGAGUGUUACUGGAUUUUGCUGGUGAAGUUGGGGGGCGCUUCACAUUUCUCCUCUUUUCUCGAUCCAUGUUUUGGGUUCUUAAGACACCUUCACAGAGGGUGGCGAAGAAGAUUUGGUAUAUGAUGGCUGCUACAUUUUUUAUGGGGGCUUCUAUGGUCCCAUGUAUUCGACCUUAUGUGAACAUUAACCACGGAUUGUUGAUGAGUAUAAUAGGGGAGCAAGCAACGUGCUACGCGGUAUACUGUUUGGGAGCAAGUGCAACGAGAUCAGCUGGCAGAAGGACGCCGCUGGAGCUGCCGGUCUACUAUAAAGUCGUCGUCUGCUCACUCUGCUCUUACCUCUUCCUCCUCCUGCUUUUCUUCGUCUAUUCCGCCUUAUUCCGCCACUCUCUUUUUCUCGUGAUGGUACCGGUAUACAUGGUAUGUUACCGGGUAGCUCUGUUUGCUUAUGGCCAAGAGAUGACACUGAGAUCAUGGCGCGACGGCGAGAACUUGGACUGUGUGACUUGCUGUCUCAGAUUCUACACCGACUUUCCUGCUAUCCUCGCCUACACUUUUGCUCUCCUCGUUAAGGGUUUGUACGAUGGCUUAAGGCGGCGAAAUCGACUCCGCAUCAUGCGCAAACGAUUAGUUCGGAUGUAUAUCGAAAACAUCACGAACAAGGGUCUUAGCUAAAUACUUUGAUUGGCUUUGUGCCGAUCGAAUAUGCAUUCUGACUACCAUAGCCUCAAAGAUAUAUACUCCGUAUUUAGCAGCCUUCUUUUUCACACUGAUAACUAAAUACGUAGAAUGUGUCUACAUGUAACUUUCUUCAAUGUGUCUACUUGCUCAAUUUUUUUUUACAAAGUUUAAUACAUCAUUUUGAUGAAUUCAUUCUCCAAAAGUUGAAUCCCCAACUCGAAAGGACCCUCAUGAGUCACAUGCCCCUCAAAUCAUUGGCAUGUCCAAGUAAAAGGAUAUUC
Molecule: messenger RNA, 1327 nt
Organism: Cuscuta epithymum
Lineage: Eukaryota; Viridiplantae; Streptophyta; Magnoliopsida; Solanales; Convolvulaceae
Source: the annotation of a GenBank genome assembly